AUGUCCAAGUUGUCCAUCCUUUUAGCUGCCGUCGCUACCGCUUCCAUGGUCUCUGCUCUAGACACCGCUCAACAAACCGCUGAAUUGCAAGCCAUUAUUGAAGAUAUUAACUCUCACUUGUCUGAAUACUUGGGUCUACAAACUGGUAACUCUGGUUUCCAAAUCCCAGCUGAUGUCUUGAAGGUUUACCAACAAGUUAUGACUUACAAGGCCGGUGACGACUCUUACACAACUUUGUUCAGUGAAUUGAACUUCGAUGAAAUUACUCAAACCAUCGUCAAGUUGCCAUGGUACUCUACCAGAUUAUUGCCAGCUAUUGAAGCCGCUGUCCCAGCUGCCGCUUCUUCCAAGGCUGAAGCCACCACUUCUGCUGCUGCUUCCUCCAAGGCUGAAACCACUACUUCUGCUGCCGCUUCCUCCAAGGCUGAAGCCACUACCUCUGCUGCUGCUUCCUCUUCUGCCGUUGCUAAGACUACUGUCUCCUCUGCUGCUGCUUCUUCCGCUAAGGCCACCGCUGUUUCUCAAAUCACCGACGGUCAAGCUCAAGCUCCAAAGACCGUCUCUCAGCAAACCGCUAACGGUGCUGCUAAAUUCGGUCUAGGUUGUGGUGCCGCCAUUGCCGGUGCCGCUGCUCUAUUGUUAUAA
This is a messenger RNA of Naumovozyma castellii, 645 nucleotides long. RefSeq names its product putative lipase (gene TIP1). Bases 1 to 645 code for a protein of 214 amino acids. The record is from RefSeq and is a predicted model, not a curated record. Lineage: Eukaryota; Fungi; Ascomycota; Saccharomycetes; Saccharomycetales; Saccharomycetaceae. The transcript has a single exon.